This is a messenger RNA of Eupeodes corollae, 3454 nucleotides long. RefSeq names its product unconventional myosin ID (gene Myo31DF). Gene Ontology annotation, cellular component: microvillus; myosin complex; vesicle. The record is from RefSeq and is a predicted model, not a curated record. Gene Ontology annotation, biological process: actin filament organization; vesicle transport along actin filament. Gene Ontology annotation, molecular function: actin filament binding; microfilament motor activity; ATP binding. Bases 403 to 3426 code for a protein of 1007 amino acids. The transcript has 11 exons. NCBI's taxonomy places the organism in Eukaryota, Metazoa, Arthropoda, Insecta, Diptera, Syrphidae.
UUUCGCUUGGUGGUUGUGUCUUAUUUCGUGCUCGUGAACUUACAUUUUUAUUUUUGCCGCCGAAUGGUAUAAAAAAAAGACAUCAUAAUAAAAUAAUACACGAUUAUUAGCAAACAAAAAACAAACAGAACAUUUUUAUAUUUAAAUUGAAUUCAUUUCCUUUGCCGUGGACAAGAAGGUUUUUGGUUUUGUGUUGCGUUUCUCAAAAUACCACUGUUUUUGUUUUCAAUCGAUUUCUGUUUAGUUUUAGUGAAUUCAUCAAAUUCGACAAAAUUAUUAUAAAUGUGCUUUUGUCUAAUGUUGUGUUAAUAAUUAUUUUAAGUGACUAUUUUACUUUUGAACAUUUUGCAAAUUCCGUAUUUUGAAAAUACAUAAAUACAAAAAUUAUAACUAGAAGAUAUUAUGGCUAUGCCGAACGAAGUUGGCGUCCGGGACUUUGUCCUAUUGGACUCGGUAACGUUGGAGAAAUUCAUGGAUAACCUUCAAAAAAGAUUUCGAGUUGGAUCAAUUUACACAUACAUAGGAGAAGUAUGCGUUUCAAUGAAUCCCUACAGGCAAAUGAAUAUUUAUGGUCCAGAUACGAUAAACAAAUAUAAAGGACGAGAAUUAUUCGAAAACCCACCACAUCUUUACGCAAUUGCAGAUUCGGCACAUAAAAUUCUGAAACAAAGACAUCAAGACACAUGUAUUCUUAUAUCUGGAGAAUCGGGCGCUGGAAAAACAGAAGCCUCCAAGAUCAUAAUGAAAUAUAUUGCUGCCGUAACAAAUGUUCAAGGACAAAAUGAAAUUGAAAGAGUUAAAAACGUACUCAUUCAAAGCAAUGCAAUCCUGGAGACAUUUGGAAAUGCGAAAACAAAUCGAAACGACAACUCAAGUCGAUUUGGAAAGUACAUGGACAUUGAAUUCGAUUACAAAGCCGAUCCCGUAGGUGGGAUUAUAACAAAUUAUCUUUUAGAAAAAUCUCGUGUUAUUCAGCAACAACCCGGAGAAAGAAAUUUCCACAGUUUUUACCAGCUUCUCCGUGGUGUAAGUGACAACGAACUUCGUCAAUACGAUAUCGUUAGAGACCCAAUGAAAUAUCAUUACACCAAUCAGGGUAGCAUCGAUGUUCUUACGGAGAAAUCUGACUAUAAGGGCACUUGCAAUGCGUUCCGAACUUUGGGAUUCUCACCAGAAGAAUCAGGCACAAUUUGGCGAGUAGUCGGUGCAAUUCUUCAUUUAGGAAACAUCACUUUCCAAAGCCAGGAAGACGAACUUAUCAUAGCAAACAAGUCUCAUCUGAAAUCAGCAGCAAAACUUCUUCAAGUUACAGAAAAAGAAAUAUCAGAUGCACUGACAAAAAGGAUCAUAGCUGCUGGCGGUAGCGUCAUGGAAAAAGAACAUAAUGCUACUCAGGCUGAAUUUGGAAAAGAUGCUCUAGCAAAGGCCGUUUACGAUCGCUUAUUCACGUGGAUUAUAAGUCGAAUUAAUCGAGCAAUAGUGUUUCGUGGUUCGAAAGCACAAGCUCGUUUCAAUUCUGUAAUUGGUGUGCUUGAUAUUUAUGGCUUCGAAAUAUUCGAUUCGAAUAGUUUUGAACAAUUUUGUAUAAAUUAUUGCAAUGAGAAGUUGCAACAAUUAUUUAUUGAGCUUGUGCUGAAACAAGAACAAGAAGAAUACAUGAAAGAAGGCAUUGAAUGGACAAACAUUGAUUAUUUCAACAAUAAAAUAAUCUGUGACUUAGUUGAACAGCCACAUAAAGGAAUAAUUGCUAUUAUGGACGAAGCGUGUCUAAGUGUGGGAAAAGUUGACGAUGAAACACUUCUUGGUGCGAUGGACAAAACUCUAAAGACUCACCCUCAUUAUACAAGUCGUCAGCUCAAACCAAUGGACAAAGAACUCAAGCAUCGUGAAGACUUUCGCAUUACACACUAUGCUGGUGAUGUUAUUUACAAGAUCACUGGAUUUAUAGAAAAGAACAAAGAUACUCUAUACCAGGACUUCAAACGGCUUUUACACAAUUCUAAAGAUCCGAAUAUCAGUUCAAUGUGGCCUGAAGGAGCUCAGGAUAUUAAAAAAACAACCAAACGACCACUGACAGCUGGAACGCUUUUCCAAAAAUCAAUGAUUGACUUGGUUAGCACUUUACUGAAGAAAGAACCCUUCUAUGUGCGUUGCGUCAAACCCAAUGACAUUAAGAGUGCAACCGUUUUCGAUGAUAUGCGCGUUGAACAUCAAGUUCGUUAUUUAGGUCUCUUAGAAAAUGUUCGCGUCCGACGAGCUGGUUUCGUACAUCGCCAGCGAUAUGAUAAAUUCUUGUUGCGCUAUAAAAUGAUCUCCCAGUACACAUGGCCCAAUUUCCGCUCUGGCAGCGAUAAAGAAGGAGUUAAGGCACUUAUCGAUGAAAAGGGUUUCGUUAAUGACGUCAAAUAUGGACACACCAAAAUAUUUAUUAGGUCUCCAAAAACUUUGUUUUCUUUAGAGUCACAGCGCAACGAAAUGAUCCCCCACAUUGUGACCCUUUUGCAGAAGCUAGUUCGAGGCUGGAUUUGUCGAAAGAACUAUCAAAAAAUGAAAGCUGCUUUGGUCAUAAUGCGCUAUUAUAAAACCUACAAACUGCGUUCGUAUAUAAGCGACUUAGCACAACGAUUCCGUCAUGCGAAGAACAUGCGGGACUACGGAAAGAGUAUACAAUGGCCCGAGCCACCUCUAUCGGGGCGUGCAGCUGAACCACGUCUGAAAAGUCUCUUCAACAAAUGGAGAGCAUAUAUGAUUCUUCGAAAAUUCCCACGAUCCGAAUGGCCUCAGAUGCGUUUGCAAAUAAUCGCUGUCAGUGCGUUGAAAGGACGCCGAAAACAUUGGGGACAAGCCAGAAAAUGGGCUGGUGACUAUUUGUGCAAUAAUCAAGAAAAUUCCGGUUAUAUUGGGUACACUGAAAGUGUAAAAAAUAUAAAGAAUUCUGAAGGUUUCAAAUUCGUGUUGUUUUCUGGAUUUAUUAAGAAGUUCAACAGAUACAACAAAAGUGCAGACAGAGCUUUUAUUAUAUCAGAUACGGCGAUUUAUAAAUUAGAUGGAGCGAAAAACAAAUUUAGAAAUAUGAAGCGGUCCAUUUUAAUCAAAGACUUGACAUCAAUAAGUGUUAGCACGGGACGGGAUCAACUUGUAGUUUUCCAUUCUCCAGCGAAUAAUGAUUUGGUUUUCAUGUUACAAGGAGAACAUAAACCACUGGACGAAGAUCGAAUUGGGGAAAUUGUAGGAAUCGUAUGUAAAAAAUAUCAAGACAUUAACAAUCGUGAACUUCGAGUAGACGUCAGUUCAACAAUUCAAUGUCGUUUAGGUGGUAAGCCACGAUCAAUUGUUGUAGAAGGAACGACUGGAGUAGAAAACCCGAGCUUCCGAAACUCCGGUGUUGCAAUCACCCUAGAAGUCCCAUCAUCGUACUGUGUUUAGUUAUGUAAAAAUUAUAUUUAAAAACAAA